AUGCCAGACCAUCCUGGGCCAGGAAAAGGUGAAGAGGCAACUGUUGGCCUUAAGUCCAAUUUGAAAACAUUGCAGCAGCUCACUUCUUCGGCGGAAGCUGCCAAGAAACACCGGGAUGACUCUAAGCAUGAAAGAGCUGAGCGGAAGUUAAAUGAAGCUAUUGAGGCAAUGGCCAAACAUGAAGGCGGGUCGAAAGAAGGGAGGAGAAAUUAG
This is a messenger RNA of Penicillium cinerascens, 213 nucleotides long. RefSeq lists its product as uncharacterized. The record is from RefSeq and is a predicted model, not a curated record. NCBI's taxonomy places the organism in Eukaryota, Fungi, Ascomycota, Eurotiomycetes, Eurotiales, Aspergillaceae. The coding region runs from base 1 to 213 and encodes 70 amino acids. The transcript has a single exon.